AUGUUCAUUGGCGGACUUAACUGGGAGACCACGGACCAAUCGCUACAUGACUACUUUUCACAAUUUGGCGAAGUUCAAGAAUGCACAGUCAUGCGAGACAGCGCGACAGGCCGUUCGCGAGGAUUCGGAUUUCUCACCUUCAAGGAUCCCAAAACCGUCAACACCGUGAUGGUCAAGGAGCAUUUCCUGGACGGCAAAAUUAUCGACCCGAAACGAGCCAUCCCGCGCGAUGAGCAAGAAAAGACGGCCAAAAUCUUUGUAGGAGGCGUCAGUCAGGAUGCCACGGAGGAGGACUUUGAGAGCUUCUUCGCCCAAUUCGGACGAGUCAUUGACGCCACGCUUAUGAUGGAUAAGGACACGGGCCGCCCAAGAGGGUUUGGGUUCGUGACCUUCGACAGUGACGCGGCCGUGGAGCGAUGCCUCGAGUACCAUCCCUUGGAGAUAUUGGGUAAGCCCAUCGAAGUCAAACGAGCACAACCCCGUGGCAAGAUGGGAGAGUUGAACAACGACGACGGGUUCCGUGGUGGCCGAGGCCGAGGCAAGUUUGGCGGAGGUGGUGGCGACGAUCGCUACGGUGGUGGUGAUCACGGUGGUCAAUCAGCCCAGAACGGAUCCAACCAGGCCGGCAACAUGAUGGGAGGCAACGGUAUGACACCUCAAAUGAUGGCCCAAUACUGGCAGCGCAUGCAACAAUACUUCGCCAUGAUGCAGCAGCAGAUGGCGGCCCAGAUGAUGGGUGGCAUGGGUGGCAUGGGAAUGGGCCAGAUGAACCCGCAGAUGAUGCAGCAAAUGAUGCAGAUGCAGAAGAUGCAGCAACAGGGCGGCGGUAACAGUCCCAACCCGCAGAACGCUGGCGGCAUGGGCAACAUGGCCGGCAUGACGCCCCAGAUGAUGCAGCAGAUGAUGCAGAUGCAACAACAGGGCGGCAUGAACAUGGGGGGCGGCGGUAACCGAGGAGCUCCAAUGGGACCUGGCGCAAGCGGUGGCGGUUCCGGUCGGGGAUCGUUUUCCGCCCAAGAGCAGAUGGCCUUUGAGCAGCAAAAGUACGAACAGCAAGCUCGUCGAUCAGGCAGUGUGCCGCAAGGACCUCGAGGUCAACAAGGCCAAGGCUUCCAGAACCAAGGACAAAGCCCCCAGUCGUGGGAAGGCAUGUACGAUGAUGUCCCUCAACCUGAUGGCGGCAGAGGCUCUGCUGGUCCCGUUCGCAACAUGACACCCAAGCCUCCAAAGGGUCCCGGCGGUGGCGGUAGCGGUACAGGUCAACCUAGUGCGGCUCCAGCCAAUGCUCCUACUGGGCCCAAGAACGCCGGCAGACCAGGGAAUUUCCGAGGUAGGGGAGGAGGCCGCUUCCAUCCGUAUGGGAGGUGA
Exophiala dermatitidis NIH/UT8656 is the source of this 1368-nucleotide messenger RNA. RefSeq lists its product as uncharacterized. Gene Ontology annotation, molecular function: RNA binding. The record is from RefSeq and is a predicted model, not a curated record. The coding region runs from base 1 to 1368 and encodes 455 amino acids. The transcript is spliced from 3 exons. Lineage: Eukaryota; Fungi; Ascomycota; Eurotiomycetes; Chaetothyriales; Herpotrichiellaceae.